This is a messenger RNA of Cucumis melo (muskmelon), 3512 nucleotides long. RefSeq names its product disease resistance protein RPV1-like. The transcript has 5 exons. Gene Ontology annotation, biological process: signal transduction; defense response. The record is from RefSeq and is a predicted model, not a curated record. NCBI's taxonomy places the organism in Eukaryota, Viridiplantae, Streptophyta, Magnoliopsida, Cucurbitales, Cucurbitaceae. Bases 172 to 3438 code for a protein of 1088 amino acids. Gene Ontology annotation, molecular function: ADP binding; protein binding; ATP hydrolysis activity.
AUGAUGGUAUUUCAGAAAGUCAAAAGAAAGCGUAUAGGAGUUUUAAAUUCCAAUGGAAUAUAAAACAAACGCUAAAGCCUGCCUACUGAGGAAAAAGAAAAAAAAAAGUGCUUCCAAUUUCACGCACCUGCUUCAGUGUUCUUUGAUAUAAUUUCUUUCAUUUUUCUCGUUAUGGAUCGAGCAAGUGGAUCAUUUUCCUCACAUAGAUGGAGGUUUGAUGUAUUCUUAAGUUUUCGAGGGGAAGAUACUCGUUUCAACUUCACAAGUCAUCUUUAUACGGCUUUACGUCAAAGAGGAAUCAAUGUUUUCAUAGACGAUAGCGAGCUCACGAGAGGUGAAAAUUUCCCCUCAUCUCUUUUGAGAGCUAUUGAAGAAUCAAAGAUCUCGGUUGUUAUAAUAUCUGAAAAUUAUGCAACUUCGAGUUGGUGUUUGAAUGAACUGGUGUACCUUAUUAUGUGUAAGAAAUUGAGAGGACAAGUUGUUUUACCGAUUUUUUACAAAGUGAAUCCAUCUCAAGUACGGACACAAAAUGGAGCAUUUGGAGAAGCAUUUGCUAAACUUGAAGUUAGAUUCUUUGACAAGAUGCAAGCAUGGAGAGAGGCUUUGACUACUGUUUCCUUUAUGUCUGGAUGGGUGCUUCUUCAAAACGAUGAUGAGGCUAGAUUGAUACAAAUAAUUGUUCGACAUGUCUGGAAGAAAUUAACUUGUUCAACGGUGCAGUUGUCUGUAACUAAAUAUCCCGUUGGAAUUGAUAGACAAGUUAAGGAUUUGCUCUCGCAUGUCAUAAUUGAUGAAACUAGAAUGGUUGGAUUGUAUGGAAUUGGAGGUAUGGGCAAGACAACUUUGGCCAAAGCAUUAUACAAUCGGGUUGCUGAUAAAUUUGAAGGCUGUUGCUUUUUAGCAAAUAUUAGAGAAGCUUCAAAGCAACACGAUGGCCUUGUUCGACUCCAAGAGAAACUACUUUAUGAUAUUUUAAUGUAUGACUUUGUUAGAGUUGGUGAUGUUUAUAAAGGAAUCAACAUCAUAAGGAAUCGACUAUACUCCAUAAGGAUUCUCUUGAUUCUUGAUGAUAUAGAUACAAGUGAACAACUACAGGUAUUAGCUGGAGGAUACGAUUGGUUUGGACAUGGAAGUAAGGUCAUUGUGACAACAAGAAAUGAACAGUUACUUGAUAUUCAUGGAUUUUAUAAAUUGAAAGAAGUUCCUCAAUUGCAUUUUGGUGAAGCUCUUGAGCUUUUUAGCUGGCAUGCGUUUCACAAUAGUUGUCCACCAAGCGAAUAUUCAACACUUCCAGAGGAUGCUGUAAAUUAUUGUAAAAAUCUUCCCUUGGCGCUUGAAGUUUUAGGUUCAUUCCUUUAUUCUACUGAUCAAUCCAAAUUUAAAGGUAUAUUGGAGGAAUUUGCAAACUCCAACCUUAACAAAGACAUCCAAAAGCUUCUUCAAGUAAGUUACGAUGAGCUUGAAGGUGAUGUACAAGAAAUGUUCUUGUUUAUUUCUUGUUUCUUUGUGGGAGAAGAUAAAACCAUGGUUGAAAUGAUGUUGAAGAGUUGCGGUUGUUUAUGUUGGGAAAAUGGAAUUAAGAAACUCAUGAAUCUAUCCCUUCUUACUAUUAACAGAAUAAAUAAGGUACAAAUGCAUGACUUGAUAAAACAAAUGGGUCACACAAUUGCUCGUUCAAGGACUUUUAUAUCUCAUUCAGAAAAAAAAAUAAUGGUUGAAGAUGAAGCUAUGCAUGUCUUAGAUGGCAUUAACGAAGCAAGAGCAGUUAAAGCCAUAAAAAUGGAAUUUCCUAACCCGACAGAGUUGGACAUUAUUGAUUCAAAUGCUUUUAGUAAAGUAAAGAACCUCGCAGUACUCAAAGUUAAGAAUGUCACAUUUUCAAAAAUUAGUACUCUUGAUUCUCUACCUAAUAGUUUAAGGUGGAUGAGUUGGUCUGGAUUUCCUUUUUCAUCGUUUCCUUCAAGCUACUCAAUGGAGAAUAUUAUUCAACUCAAAUUGCCACAUAGCUCCAUUAAACGUUUUGAAAAAGAAGCAUUUACGCAUUGCAAAUGGUUGAAGGAACUUGAUCUUAGCAACUCCAUCUUUUUGGAGGAAAUUCCUGAUUUAUCUGCGGCGACAAAUCUCGAAAAAUUGUCUCUUUCUGGGUGUGAGAAUUUAGUAAAGGUUCAUAAAUCAGUUGGAUCUCUCGGUAAACUUGUUGAUUUGUGUAUUUCAAGCCAUGUUUAUGGUUUUGAGCAGUUUCCAUCACCGCUAAAGUUGAAAUCCCUUAAAAGAUUUUCAACUUAUCAUUGUACAAUAGUUCGAGGGUAUCCACAAUUCAGUAAAGAAAUGGAGUCUAGUCUAGAACAUUUGUGGUUUUAUAGAAGUUCUAUAACAGAGCUAUCUUCAACAAUUAGAUAUCUUACCAGCCUCAAAAUUUUGUCCAUCACAGAUUGCAAAGAGCUUACAACUCUUCCAAGUACAAUUUAUGACUUAAGCAAACUUACAUCCAUAGAAGUCUCACAAUCCGAUCUUUCAACAUUUCCUUUCUCAUAUUCUUGCCCUUCCUCACUUCUCCACCUAACAAGAUUAGACCUUUAUGAGAACAAGAUAACCAAUUUAGAUUUUUUAGAAACGAUCGCUCAUGCUGCUCCAUCACUGAGAGAGUUGAACUUGUCUAACAACAACUUUUCUAUACUACCCUCAUGCAUUGUUAAUUUUAAAUCCUUGAGAUUUCUUGAAACAAUUGAUUGUAAGUUGCUGAAAAAAAUUCCAAAGAUUCCAGAAGGCUUAAUUUAUUUGGAUGCUCAAGGGUGCAUAUCAUUGGCCAAAUUUCCUGACAACUUAGCUGAUUUCAUAUCAUGUGAUUCGGAACAUGUAGAUGGACAAUUCAAACAACUUAUAUUAAUGAAUUGUGAUAUUCCAGAUUGGUUCAGUUACAAGAGUAGGAACAAUCCAAUAACGCUUUUGGUGCCAUCCAAUGAUCCAAGUUCGGAAUUGAAGGUUUUUGCUGCUUGUGUCAAAUUUCAAGUUAAUCAUGUUGACCAGGAUCAAUAUAUGGAUCUUGAAUGUAAAGUGUUCAUAAACGACAUUCAAGUAUGGAGUUAUGAAGAAGUACCCUUUCACGACGAAUCGAGAAGUAUAUUGAUAAAAGCAUCACCACAUGAGUAUAUGUGGUUACUAGUACUAUAUCCACAUAUAAAUUUCCGACUAAAUUCGGAUGAUAUUAUCAAUAGAUCACAGGAGAUCAAUCUACAUCAGCCAAGUUUUGGGAUCAAUUCCAUUGGAAGGGACAAUAAUAACUGUAAUGUAGAUGAUGAUUAUCGGAGGAAUCAUAUUGGGGAGAGUAUUUGGAGGAAAUUUACGGUGUCGUUUGGUGUUACUUCCAAAUUUAAAGACUCCGAAUUAAGUAUAAAAACAUGUGGUGUUCAUGUCAUCAUGGAGGAAUGGUGUGACUGAGGUAGCCUUUUUACUGUUGCCUGUAAAGGACCAAUCAAAUGAAAUUUAUACUAUGAUGCUCAUUACUCUACCUA